This is a messenger RNA of Andrographis paniculata, 1330 nucleotides long. Its product is annotated as fasciclin-like arabinogalactan protein 7. The transcript has 2 exons. The record is from RefSeq and is a predicted model, not a curated record. The coding region runs from base 258 to 1067 and encodes 269 amino acids. NCBI's taxonomy places the organism in Eukaryota, Viridiplantae, Streptophyta, Magnoliopsida, Lamiales, Acanthaceae.
UCUUCCGUUUCUUUUAUAUGAAGUUGAAUGGCGAUGGUGAUGCUGCACUAACUAUAUAGCCUGCCUCGCUGCUGCAUCUGCUGCUUGUCACUUCUAAAUUAUUCGACUCUUCGUCGCUCUCGCUCUCGCUCUCGCUCUCUUUCAGGUUCAUUGUAGAUAUCUAAAAGACGUGUAGGCAAAAACAGAAGGUCAGAGUCGCAGUCAUCGUCGGAGUCAGAGCAGUUGAUAAUCUCUACCGAUAAUCUGUGGACAGAGUCAUGGAAUUCAUCAAAUCCAGGAGCAUCAUCGUGUUUGUCGCACUGGUCCUGCUAUGCUUCUGCGCAUCUUCAGCAAACGCGCAGAGGUCCCCGCCGGCGCCAGUCUCUCCGACGCCGGCGCCAGCGCCGGCACCGGAGCGAGAGCACGUGAACAUCACCUAUUUGCUAUCAUACGCCGGCCCGUUCCACACCUUCCUCGGGUACCUCCAGUCCACUAAAGUCCUCGAAACUUUCCAAAAUCAAGCCGACAACACAGAGGAAGGGCUCACUCUGUUCGUCCCCAAGGACGAAGCCUUCAAAGCUCUGAAGAAGCCUUAUCCGUCCCUCUCCAAUCUGACUCAGGAUCAGCUCAAAUCCUUCUGCCUUUUCCAUGCCCUCCCCCAUUACUACCCUCUCUCCUACUUCGGAAAACUCAGCCAGAACAACCCUAUCCAAUCCUUCGCCGGAAACGCUUACAGCCUCAACAUGACGGAGAAUUUCGGCACAAUCCACGUCGACUCCGGUUGGACCAAAGCCAGAGUCAUCAGUGCAGUACACGCGGCGGAUCCCGUCGCAAUUUACGAGACCGACAAAGUUCUUCUGCCGGAAGCGAUCUUCGGCACCGACAUUCCGCCGCCGCCGCCUCCCGCCCCCGCGCCGGCGCCGGAAAUUGCCCCCACCGGAGUUGCAGACGGACCGGCUGAUCAGAAAGGUAAAGGAGCCACCUCUUCCCCGGCGGCAUCUUCUUCUCACAGAACUUCCAUCAUCAGCUCUACUGCCGCCGCCGCGGCGGCGGCGAUUGCGAUCAUGUUUGCCAUUGCAACGGUGUAACAGAUCUCCAUCUACUGCGUUAAUUUAAUCAUUUGCCAUUUUCCUUGAUUCAAUUUCUUGUCAUUAUAGAGGUCCUUGAUUCUUUUGUUGGCCCGGAGAUUUUUCUUCAUUUCUUCUAUCCCUUGUUCGUCAGUCGCCAUGUACGACAGACAAACGACGACGGCAACGACGACAAUGAUUAUAAUGAUGAUGAAGCUCCUGUGUUGUAAUAACUCAUGAAUAUGCAUUUCUUGCCGGUGGAGUUUUUGCUGUAUUUUUAUUUC